Tremella mesenterica DSM 1558 is the source of this 1021-nucleotide messenger RNA. RefSeq lists its product as uncharacterized. The transcript is spliced from 5 exons. The record is from RefSeq and is a predicted model, not a curated record. The coding region runs from base 46 to 912 and encodes 288 amino acids. NCBI's taxonomy places the organism in Eukaryota, Fungi, Basidiomycota, Tremellomycetes, Tremellales, Tremellaceae. Gene Ontology annotation, cellular component: membrane; oligosaccharyltransferase complex. Gene Ontology annotation, biological process: protein N-linked glycosylation.
AUUGUAACUACAGCUGCAGGCUAGGACACGACGUAGAGCGCAGAUAUGAGAACGGCAAGAACGUUUCACUGCCUAGUACUGGCCCUGUCAGCUUGUCUGAUCGACGCAAGAUCUGGUUUAGGAGUAAAGAAUGCCAAAGUCGUCAUCAGCUCGCCGGACGGGUUGGACGAUGCUACUUAUUCAUUGAAACAACCUGAACCGCUACCAUCUCCAAUCGCCUUGACCGAGACCUCUUCGUUCAAACUUACCUUUACCGUGGUAGAUCUCACAGGAUCUUCUGUCUUUCCUAAACAGGCGCACUUGUUAUUCGAAGGGAUAGCAGAUGUCACUUUGCCAGUCUCUGUCAAGCCAAACGGUAGAGCGAGCUUCACUCUGAAUACCUCCAAACCACCCUCCGCGCUCUUACCCACACACGGAAACUUUUCACUCACUCUCCUUCUGUCCAAACCAUCUUACGACCCCUUUGCGUAUCCCAUAGGUCAUAUAUCCAUCCCUCCAGCAAUCUUGAAACCCGUCCCGAGGAAUCGACAUGACCUCCCUCCUCGAGCAGGAGAACCGGCGUUCAGAGCGCAGCAGGAAUUGUUCCACACCUUCCAGCCGGAGGAGAAGACGGUGAGCUGGAUAUGGAGUGUGUUGGGGACAGGGGUGACUUUGAGUCCCUGGGUGGUAUUAUUAGGCUUGAUUCGACCGGCUACAAAGGAAGCCACAUGGCUGUCCCCCCCUACCUCAGUUUGGCCAUUCCUUCUGUGUCUCACGGCCAUUGAGGUUCUCACUGCUACAUACUGGGUGGGGUUGAAGAUCUAUCAAUUGCUACCCUAUCUCCUCGGGACGAGCCUCUUGGCAGGAUAUACGGGUAAAGUAGCCUUGGGAUCGUUACGUCAACGACGCCUGCAAGCAGGAGGGAAACCAUGAAUCUGAUGACCGUACUUGUCUGUCGAUACUCGCACAGAACUCGAGUCCGUCUAUGUAAGUAGAAAUGUGAUAUGAAUGCAUCGAUGAUGCAUUCCACGUCGGACGAGUC